GUUUGCGGAAGUGCCCGGGAGUAGCCGGGUGUCCCCGUUGUCCCCAUGGAGCUGCUGUUCGGGCGCCGGCGCACGCCGGAGGAGCUGCUGCGGCAGAACCAGCGCGCUCUGGCCCGCGCCGUGCGGGAGCUGGACCGAGAGCGGCAGAAGCUCGAGGCACAGGAGAAGAAAAUCAUCGUGGACAUCAAGAAAAUGGCCAAGCAGGGCCAGAUGGACGCCGUGCGGGUGAUGGCCAAGGACCUGGUGCGCACUCGGCGCUACGUGCGCAAGUUCAUCGCCAUGAGAGCCAACGUGCAGGGGGUGGCACUGAGAGUGCAGACCCUGAAAUCCAACAGCGCCAUGGCCAGCGCCAUGAGGGGGGUGACACGGGCCAUGGCCACCAUGAACAGACAGCUGAAGCUGCCCCAGAUCCAGCGCAUCCUGCUGGAGUUCCAGAAACAGUCGGAGCUCAUGGACAUGAAGGAGGAGCUGAUGAACGACGCCAUCGACGACGCCCUUGGGGAUGAGGAUGACGAGGACGAGAGUGACGCCGUGGUGUCCCAAGUCCUGGACGAGCUGGGGCUGAACCUGACGGACGAGCUGGCCACGCUGCCCCCCCCGGGGGGGUCCCUGGCGGUGGGGGAGGGGCGCGGGGGAGCCGAGGCCGCGUCGGCCGCGCUCGCCGACGCCGACGCCGACCUGGAGGAGCGGCUCAAGAACCUGCGCCGGGACUGAGAACCCUUUUCUGGGACUUUCCCCUUUCUUUGGGAUUUCUUUGGGAUUUUUUGGGAUUUUUUUUUGGAUUUUUUUGGAUUUUUGGGGAUUUUUUCUUGAUUUUUUUGGGGGAUUUUUUUUGGAUUUUUUUGGAUUUUUGGGGAUUUUUUCUUGAUUUUUUUGGGGGAUUUUUUGGGAUUUUUUUGGGGGGGAUUUUUUUAGGGAUUUUUUUUUAUUUUUUGGGAUUUUUUUUAUUUUUUAGGGAUUUUUUGUGGAUUUUUUGGCGAUUUUUUUUUAUUUUUUGGGGAUUUUUUUGGGAUUUUUUGGGAUUUUUUUGGGGAUUUUUGGAGAUUUUUUGGGAUUUUUUGGGGGGGAUUUUUUUGGGGAUUUUUUGGGGAUUUUUUUGGGAUUUUUUGGGAUUUCUUUGGGAUUUUUUGGGGAUUUUUUUAAUUUUUCUGGGAUUUUUUUGGAUUUUUUUGGG
This is a messenger RNA of Cinclus cinclus, 1174 nucleotides long. It is a transcript of the gene CHMP2A, whose product is annotated as charged multivesicular body protein 2A. Gene Ontology annotation, biological process: late endosome to vacuole transport; protein transport; endosome transport via multivesicular body sorting pathway. NCBI's taxonomy places the organism in Eukaryota, Metazoa, Chordata, Aves, Passeriformes, Cinclidae. Gene Ontology annotation, cellular component: multivesicular body; ESCRT III complex. Bases 46 to 714 code for a protein of 222 amino acids. The record is from RefSeq and is a predicted model, not a curated record. The transcript has 6 exons.